Coffea eugenioides is the source of this 1555-nucleotide messenger RNA. Its product is annotated as AAA-ATPase At3g50940-like. The record is from RefSeq and is a predicted model, not a curated record. The coding region runs from base 4 to 1461 and encodes 485 amino acids. NCBI's taxonomy places the organism in Eukaryota, Viridiplantae, Streptophyta, Magnoliopsida, Gentianales, Rubiaceae. The transcript is spliced from 2 exons. Gene Ontology annotation, molecular function: ATP hydrolysis activity; ATP binding.
AUCAUGUUUUCCCUAAACAGUAGCAUUCCUUCAACAACGUCGGUUCUAUCAGCAUACACAACUUUUGCUGCAUCCGCUGUUCUAGUGCGCACCGUGCUCCAUGAAGUCCAGAGCAUGACUAGCCGGCUUAUACCCCAACAACUCCAAGACAAGCUCUUCACCAAAAUUGGAUCCCUUUUUGGGAAUCUCUCUUCCCAGAUGUGUAUAACCAUUUCUGAUCACAAUGGCCUCACCCCGAAUGAGAUGUUCGAAGCUUGUGAAACUUAUUUAAGAGGAAACAUAAGCCCAUCGGUCCACCGGCUCAAGGUAGUGAAGGAGCCAAAAGCAGAGAAAUUGUCCGUCAACAUAAACGAUGGCGAGACAACUUUUGACGUAUUCGAGGGGAUACAUCUUGUUUGGAGAUUGAAUUGCUCUGAGACUCAGAAGACUGGCACCCACUAUGAUGGCUACUUCUCUUCUAAAAGGGUGGAACGUCGAUCGUUUGAGCUUUUCUUUAACAAGAAGUACAAGGAUAAGGUACUAGGAUCUUACCUGCCCUACGUGCUUGAAAGAUCAAAAGCCAUCAACGGAGAGAACAAAGUGAUAAAGCUGUACUCGGGUGGAAAUUGGUACGUGGAUGUUAAUCUCCAACAUCCAUCCACGUUUGACACGCUGGCAAUGGAUCCAGAGGUUAAGAAAGAAUUGAUGCAGGACUUGGAUAGAUUUGUGAGGAGGAGGACUUUCUAUAAGAGGGUUGGGAAGGCUUGGAAAAGAGGAUACUUGUUGUAUGGUCCUCCAGGAACAGGCAAGUCCAGCUUGGUUGCUGCCAUGGCGAACUAUCUCAAAUUCCACAUCUAUGACUUGGAGCUUUCCAGUGUGCGAGGCAACAACGACCUUAGAAGUCUACUGGUUUCGACUAAAAACCGAUCAAUCCUUGUCAUUGAGGACAUUGAUUGCAGCAUUGAGAUGCAGAACAGAGAAGCUGGCCAAUCCGGAAGACGCAGUGGUGAGAAUCAGCUAACAUUAUCAGGAUUGCUGAAUUUUAUCGAUGGGCUGUGGUCGAGUUGCGGUGAUGAAAGAAUAGUUGUGUUCACAACCAACUACAAAGAAAGGCUGGAUCCUGCACUGUUAAGGCCUGGACGGAUGGACAUGCAUAUUCAUUUGUCAUAUUGCACUCCUGGUGGAUUCAGGAUCUUGGCUUCCAAUUAUCUUGGUUUGAAGGAUCACGACAGGUUUGGUGAAAUUGAAGAGCUCAUAACAGAAGUGGAGGUAACCGCUGCUGAGAUUGCGGAAGAACUCAUAAAAAGUGAAGAAAUUGACUUUGUACUUGCGGGACUCGUUGCUUUCCUUGAGAAGAAAAAGAAGGAAAAGGCCAAGUCCAAUAUUGGCAAAGAGGACGAAGUUAAGGGUAACAAGAAAGAGGAGGACGUAAAGUUACCAAGGAGAAGUAGGAGGAAGAGAAGCAGAAAAUCCAGGAUAUGAUGGUUCCAUUUCUGUUUAUGUAGCUUAUGUUCUUUUCUUUGUUUUUUUUCCUUUCUUUCUUUCUUUUUCUUCUGUGUCUUUUUCUUUCUUUUGU